This is a messenger RNA of Pyrenophora tritici-repentis Pt-1C-BFP, 1565 nucleotides long. NCBI's taxonomy places the organism in Eukaryota, Fungi, Ascomycota, Dothideomycetes, Pleosporales, Pleosporaceae. The record is from RefSeq and is a predicted model, not a curated record.
AUGCCUUCCCACCAACCUACCGCCGGCAUGAUGGCUGUGGAUCCCGAAUACAUCAAGCAGCCGUCUCCUAUGGCCAGCACCUCUGAGCCAAACCGCAACCCAAAGUACGACCCUAAGAAGCCGCACAUUACCGACACACCCAUCACAAAGGCAAACUGGUACAAGCACGUCAACUGGCUAAACGUCACCUUCAUCAUUGGCAUCCCUCUCGCCGGCUGCGUCGCGGCCUGUUUCACCCCGUUGCGAUGGCAGACAGCCCUCUGGGCCGUGGUAUAUUACUUCUGGACCGGUCUCGGUAUCACAGCUGGUUACCAUCGUCUCUGGGCGCACAAAUCGUACAACGCCUCGCUGCCACUGAGCGUCUUCCUCGCUCUUGUCGGCGGUGGCGCUGUUGAGGGCUCUAUCCGCUGGUGGAGUCGCGACCACCGUGCCCACCACCGCUACACCGACACCAACAAGGACCCCUACAGCACCCCCGUCGUCGUCUGGCAACACAAGCACUACAUCAAGGUCGUCAUCUUCAUGGGUCUCAUCUUCCCCUCUGCUGUCGCUGGACUUUUGUGGAACGACUGGAAGGGUGGCUUCAUCUACGCCGGUAUCCUUCGCAUCUUCUUCGUCCAGCAGGCCACCUUCUGCGUCAACUCGCUCGCCCACUGGCUCGGUGACCAGCCCUUCGACGACCGCAACAGCCCCAGGGACCAUGUCAUCACUGCGCUCGUCACUCUCGGUGAGGGCUACCACAACUUCCACCACGAGUUCCCCUCAGACUACCGCAACGCUAUCGAGUGGCACCAGUACGACCCCACCAAGUGGUCCAUCUGGCUGUGGUCUAAGCUCGGUCUCGCCUCCAACCUCAAGCAGUUCCGUUCCAACGAGAUCGAAAAGGGCCGUGUUCAGCAGCUCCAGAAGAAGAUUGAUCAGAAGCGCGCCAAGCUCGACUGGGGUGUACCUCUUGAGCAGCUUCCUGUCAUUGAGUGGGACGAAUACGUUGAGCAGGCCAAGAACGGCCGUGGCUUGAUCGCUGUUGCCGGUGUUGUUCAUGACGUUACCGACUUCAUCAACGAGCACCCUGGUGGCAAGACCCUGAUCAAGAGCGGCAUUGGCAAGGAUGCUACUGCCAUGUUCAACGGUGGUGUCUACUUCCACUCCAACGCUGCCCACAACCUGCUCUCCACCAUGAGGGUCGGUGUCAUCCGUGGUGGAUGCGAGGUCGAGAUCUGGAAGCGCGCUCAAAAGGAGAACAAGGAAGUCAACAUCGUCAAAGAUGAGCAAGGAAACCCAAUUAUCCGAGCCGGCAACCAGGUUACCAAGGUUGCGCAACCAAUGCUCAGCGCCAGCGCGGCAUAGAUAUCCAUACGUUUUGAUUUAGCGAGGCGGGCGUUUGGGAUGCCAUUCCACCUUGAGUAGGCAUAAUAAUUUUUUUCUUUCAUUGCGUUCGCUGGCGAGCAUCAAGGGAAUGAUGCUCUAGCACCAUUAGACAGUGUAUGUUCGUAGCCUUUGUGAAGCAUCAUGCUUUGCGAAGUGAGCUUUAUGGCUUAGGCCGACAAUGAUAUCCAUGAUCUCAA